AUGGUGCGACUCGCCACGCGGACGGUCUCUGGAUCGGGGAGCUCUUCUGGAAAAGUCUGCCCGAGGUCCACUUCUGACGAGGACGGCUCCUCGUCGGUUUCCGCCGAGGCGACGAGGGCGCCUCAGGUGCUCAGCACGAGCGGGCCCCGGAGCGCGGGUCUUUCGGACGAGAUCCCAAAGGAGGGUCGCGUCGGGCGUGGCAUGGCGCGGCAAAGCGAUCGUUGUGCGAGUGCCAAGGAGCGGCGCACGGCGGUGUCGCCUUUCAGAUCGCUUCCGGAGUUGCACCCGCACGAGGUUGAGCUGAGGGUGUCUGUCAAGGACCUGUCCCGAGACGUGGCUCCGGAGAAGUUCCGAUCCAAAGCCAAGAGCGUCGGGGGCUUCGUCUUCGGGCUCCUGGUCUUCCCCCAGGGCACCAAGAGCGCUCCGGAGCACGCGCGGAAGAAUCGGCCAGGGAAAGGGAAGGAAGAGGACGACACAGACAAAGCCAAGGCGCGACGGAGGGACACUCAGAAGACGGAGAAGGAGAAGCUGAAAGCAGCCCUUCUGAAGGAGGUCCCAAAAGAGAAGGAGGGACGUGACAAGGAAAAUGAGAAGGACGGCAACAAGGAAGGCGAUGGGAAGGAGGACAAGAAAGACACUCGCUGGAUUUCCGCCUUCGUGGAAGCACGGCCCAGCGAAGACUACCCUCCUCACUGGUACUUCGAAGAUGUGCAGUUUCUGGUGUCGCUCAUCAACUUCCAGGACUUGAAGAAAUCGAUCGUGAAGCACGACAAGCACACCUUCUCGCCGGUCGAAUCCUCUGAUGGGAAGGCGAUUGAUCGCGGCUGGCACGACUUUGUCCACUGCGACGAAGCGACGCUGCGCAACAGCGGCUUCGUGGACAAAGACGACACGGUCUGCUUCCGUGCUUCCGUGUACUUGGCCGGGGGAGCGAUGAAGGUGAACUCCAAGAGCAAGAGCCGCUACAUGAGCCUGAGCAAAAUCGACCCGGGCUCCUACGAGCGAGCGCCACAGUUCCUGAACAGCCUCGUGCAGAUUUGGUACCACCUCGGCUACUUCCGUUCGGCCAUCUACAGCGCCUCGAAUCCCUGCCAGCUCUCGGGAGCCAAGAAGUCCCGCGUGCUGCCAGCCUUGCGGGAGAUCUUCGUGCGUCUGCAGCACCGGACGCUUCCGGCCAGCUGUUCCGUGCUCUGCGCGGCCUUCGGCCGGAAGGGCUGGCAGAAAAUCUGCAAGGCGGAUCCCGACGUCUUCUGCUCGGAGGUCUUCCAGUGCCUGGAGUCGGAGCUCAUGCCCUCCCAGGAGAUGCUCAAGGCCGAGGAGGCGGCCGUGAAGGCCUUCGUGUCGAAGGCGAAGGAGGCGAAGGAUGCGAAGAAGAAGGAGCCGAAGCCGAGCUCCGAGAAGGAGAAGGAGCCGCUCAAGGCCUCAGCCGUCGGCAGCUCCAACGUGCGGGAAGCGAACGUUUCGGCCAGCGGAGCGAACGGCGGGCACCGUGUGCCCGCCGUGGAGGUUCCAGCGGAGAACCGCACGCUCUGGCAAUGCAUCCAGGACAUGUUCACCUUCGAGGUGGAGUGGACGGCCUCGGCAGUGGAAGGGGACUUCUCUGACAGCUGCUUGCACACGGGGCCCUGCUUCACCCUCGUGGUGCGAGGCUUCGCCAACUUGGAGGAAACGUUGGACCAGUACUUCUCCCCCAAAGUCAUCGAGGAUGGCUCCGGCCUCCGCGUGCGCACCACGCGGAAGUUCAAACGGAUGCCUGGAGCUCAGCUAGCGAUGGACCGACAGCAGCGACGCUUCACCGACCCCCCCCCCCCCCCCCCCCCCCCCCCCCCCCCCCCCCCCCCCCCCCCCCCCCCCCCCCCCCGCGCCGGCAUUGACAACGACACUGCCGCCACCGCAGGCACUGCUGUCAUUGGUGACUCCCUAGAAUUUGGAACGUUGUUGAACGUUUCUCUUGACGAACGUUGUUGUCCAAAAACCCAUCGGGUAGUCACAAAUGACGGGUGGUUGAAUUGA
Symbiodinium sp. CCMP2592 is the source of this 2013-nucleotide messenger RNA. The record is from the annotation of a GenBank genome assembly. Lineage: Eukaryota; Dinophyceae; Suessiales; Symbiodiniaceae.